AUGUUUGAUGCACACCAGUUCAUCACGACAUCAGAAACAUUCAGCUUUUCAGAAUCUUAUGUUUAUUAUAUCUUUUUAAGAUUGAAUACUAUGGAGAAAUACAAGUGGGAACGCCAUCACAAACGUUUCGUGUACUCUUUUACACAGGAUCAACUGACACUUGGUUCCCCUCAAGGAAAUGUUGGUUUCUUGACAUUCCGUGUUGGUUCAUUCGAUUUUAUGACAGUUCGAAAUCAUCCACCUACAACCCAAAUGGAUAUAGAUCCAGUAUUUUCGUUCUAUCUGAGCCGGAAAAACGGUCUUGUUGGUGGAGAGAUGGUGAUUGGUGGUGUCAAUCCUGAAUAUUUUAUUGGAGAUUUCGAAAACGUCCCUGUCAUUUAUGAUAACAGUUGGUCUGUUAUAAUCAAAAGGAAGCCAACUGGUUAUACACACAGUGUACAUCACCAUUCGCUAGUAACGACGGUAUCUCACCCGGAGUUUGGGUUCUUGGCAAUGUAUUUAUGA
This is a messenger RNA of Trichobilharzia regenti, 504 nucleotides long. NCBI's taxonomy places the organism in Eukaryota, Metazoa, Platyhelminthes, Trematoda, Strigeidida, Schistosomatidae. The record is from the annotation of a GenBank genome assembly.